Helicoverpa zea (corn earworm) is the source of this 387-nucleotide messenger RNA. RefSeq lists its product as uncharacterized. The coding region runs from base 1 to 387 and encodes 128 amino acids. NCBI's taxonomy places the organism in Eukaryota, Metazoa, Arthropoda, Insecta, Lepidoptera, Noctuidae. The transcript has 3 exons. The record is from RefSeq and is a predicted model, not a curated record.
AUGCAGCACUGGUGCGCGUGCGCCGUGUGGGUCAACGUGUCGCGCACGUCGCCCAUGUACGCGCGCGUCGCCGACGUGCUGGCAGACUAUAUCGACAGCCUCACUCAACAACAACGAUCGAAAUGCGCGAAACGACGUCUCAUAUCCAUAGAAUCGGUGUUACACAAAACCCUCAACGAUCGCCUUUUGAAGCAUGGUUACGAUAAGUACGAGGACUCUUUCCUCGGGAAUCCUAAACACGCAGCACCGAGAGCCGCCAGAGAAUACUAUCAAGCUCAGAUAAUAUUAAAUCCUGGACGAGGUGUGUAUGAAGGAACAAUAAUUUUCGAUACGAAAUUGAAUUCUUUUAAAAUGUCAGCAAAAGAAAUUUCUAGAAUCAGCACGUAA